Brachypodium distachyon (stiff brome) is the source of this 792-nucleotide messenger RNA. Its product is annotated as LOB domain-containing protein 24. Bases 258 to 689 code for a protein of 143 amino acids. Lineage: Eukaryota; Viridiplantae; Streptophyta; Magnoliopsida; Poales; Poaceae. The transcript has 2 exons. The record is from RefSeq and is a predicted model, not a curated record.
AACGUGCCAAUAUGGACCCUGCCGUUCUAAGCCCCUGCCGAUUAUGACAAGGGACAGACAGCAAUUUCCUUCUCAUUCCAAGCACUAGCCGUUGCCACCUUGCCAUAUACGCGCACACCUCCUCCUCUUCCUCGGUAUAUAUCCCAUGAUCUUCCCAACAUCUUUCCCAGAUCCUCAGAAUCCACCAAGAAAAUCUCUCCUCCCUCCUCGCGAGAUCCCCAUUAGAUCACACGUGAGAUUUCUCUCCAUCGGAUCAUAUGUCGGCCAGCUUGGACACGGAGGGCAACCCGAGACGCUGCGCCGCGUGCAAGUACCUGCGGCGGCGGUGCGCCCGCGACUGCGUCCUCGCGCCCCAUUUCCCCGCCUCGGAUCCCCAGCGGUACGCGUGCGUGCAGAGGUUCUUCGGCGCCGGCAACGUGGCCAGGAUGCUCCAGCAACUCCCGGCGGAGGAGCGGAGGGCGGCGGCGGACGCGAUGGUGGUGGAGGCGAGCCGGCGGGCGCAGGACCCGGUGUACGGCUGCGCCGGGGUCAUCCACCGCCUACAGGAGGAGAUCCGGGCCGUGGAGUGCGAGCUGGCCCGGACACGUGCCCAGAUCGCCAUGAACCAGGCCACCCGGCUGCCUGAUCUGCGGGAUGAUGACCAGCAGAUGCCAUCCGUAGAGCUACUACAAGGGUUCCUCUCCGGUUAAAUUUGCAAGCGGAUCUUAUAUAUACUGAAACACGUGCCACUCAUGUUGCUAUACGAUCGAGAGUUUGUACUGGCCAGAUAUUAACGGGAAAUUGAGGAAAUAC